Messenger RNA from Portunus trituberculatus (swimming crab), 3436 nucleotides. RefSeq lists its product as uncharacterized. The transcript has 10 exons. The coding region runs from base 1 to 3150 and encodes 1049 amino acids. Lineage: Eukaryota; Metazoa; Arthropoda; Malacostraca; Decapoda; Portunidae. The record is from RefSeq and is a predicted model, not a curated record.
AUGGACAUCCACUCAGGCCGCACCAGCCUGAGACCAACCCAAUACAGACUGGAAGAAGCUUUGCCCCUCCCCUGCUCAGCGCCGCCCCUCCGCAGGUUCAGUCACAGUCUGAUCCGUCCACCUUUGCUGCAGUCCUCUUCCACCAACCGGGAGGGACUGUCCUCCCCCGCUCCACCAGAGAGACAUGUCGCCGGCUCCGUGAACGAGACCCUGGCGCUCAGACUUCACACCAACAGACAUAGAGAAGCCAACCACAGUCGCGUGGGGGACGGCGGGGGGCGUGCGGCCCUGCCUCAACUGGCCCCUGCCGACGCUGCGCCUCCUCUCCUUCCCCAAGACGGGUGCGAUCCAGACGGCCGGGAGCUGCAAGACCUGCCUGUUCACUUGGAGGGGACGACGAAGAGCUACAUGGAACGCAUGGAGGAACUCGUGGCUACCAGACUCGCCAUCAGCGACACGGAAGAGGGGAGCGUUGGCGUGUGGUGGGAGAGCGAGGCGACGAGGCUGUUCCACCACAGCGGCAGCGCGCGGCAGCCAGAGGCGUUGGAACCCGUGGUGGCCAAGACGAGAUUGCACGAUCCUCGACGGCUCAUCAGGCCGACUCGCCCCCAACCCAUCGUGUACACGUCAGGCCGUGCCACUCAUCGCGGAGCAUCACAGCUACACAGAUCUAUGUUGACUCGCAGAGGAAAGCUAAAUGACCAUAUUUUUGCUAAAAGGAGAGAGAAGGAAUACAGCCACCUGCUGCUGCCUCCAGAGACAAGAGUGAGGCGCACUACCGCCGUCCAAUACUUCGAGUCCCCGCCCUCAGGCACCAGCCACGACAAUGACCACGUGUUUUGGCUGCGCAAGUCUACAGUGGAAACAACUGAGGAUGUAGGAGAGUCUUUGCUGAACGGCAACAUGGGUUACCACCGAUACUCCUCGCAUCCCACCCAGCUCGGAAUGGGUCCUUGCGAAGAUCUCCAGGUGUCCGGAGAGGAAGUGGUGUUACGGCUGUCCGUUCCUACCGCCAUCAGGGUAACGUCACCCAACAGACAUGGGGAGAAGACACGACGAGGCAGCAGCCGCAAGAGCAGUGGCAAGACCAGCAACGUAAAGAAAGUCACGAUAAGUGCAGAAGAUGAGGAGCUGUGCGCCGACAUCGCCACUUGUGACACGCUUUUCCUCGACACCUCUGCUCAAGAAACCCCAGAGUUGCUGGCUGCCAGGAACCUAAAGGGCAAGGUGAAGAAGAAGAAGAAUGCCAAGGCCUCAAAAGAAAACAAGGAAGGAGUAAGGAAAAGCGAUGAUGUGGAUGAGAGAACCGCCUCUGAAGGAAUUCAUGGGAACAGCAAAUCAUCCUCUCUGGAGAAAGUGGAUCAAAAUGAUGAAGUCUCCGGGACCAUCCAACCGGACGUGAAAGUGAAAAGAAAAUUAAAAUCGUCAUCGGAAAAAGACAAGACCCAAAAUAAGCAAGAAAAUUAUAGUAGAGAAAGACACUUAACGAAAGCAUGUGCUAUGCUCAGCAUUCAUAGAAUACUUCCAAACGUUUGUGAUGGACAUUUACAUUUGCAGAUGUCUACCUACCCUCCUUCCCGCCCCGUGCACGCCGGGCAGGUGACGAUGCAGCUUCUGAGCGGCAGGUGCCUUAACCCGUCACCACGCCAGAUCCCGGCGGCAACUGCCGUCAAGUGUUCAAUACCUGACAAAGGGAGAGGAGUUGUUCUCUUAAACAAGUCUGAUUAUGUUUCUAAAAUGCGUGAUAUCCUCCAGGAUGAUACUAAGUUCUCUAAACUUGUUUUCGAUGACAUCUAUAAGAUCAAAACUAAAGUUGAAGAUAAAACCACACGCUUCAUUAAUAAUCUUAAAACUCUUGGUGCUGUUAAUGAGGAAGAAGCUUCACUUCUGAAACCCACUGGUUCGAAUCCUGCUGUGAUCGCGUGGGGGACGGCGGGGGGCGUGCGGCCCUGCCUCAACUGGCCCCUGCCGACGCUGCGCCUCCCUCUCCUUCCCCAAGACGGGUGCGAUCCAGACGGCCGGGAGCUGCAAGACCUGCCUGUUCACUUGGAGGGGACGACGAAGAGCUACAUGGAACGCAUGGAGGAACUCGUGGCUACCAGACUCGCCAUCAGCGACACGGAAGAGGGGAGCGUUGGCGUGUGGUGGGAGAGCGAGGCGACGAGGCUGUUCCACCACAGCGGCAGCGCGCGGCAGCCAGAGGCGUUGGAACCCGUGGUGGCCAAGACGAGAUUGCACGAUCCUCGACGGCUCAUCAGGCCGACUCGCCCCCAACCCAUCGUGUACACGUCAGGCCGUGCCACUCAUCGCGGAGCAUCACAGCUACACAGAUCUAUGUUGACUCGCAGAGGAAAGCUAAAUGACCAUAUUUUUGCUAAAAGGAGAGAGAAGGAAUACAGCCACCUGCUGCUGCCUCCAGAGACAAGAGUGAGGCGCACUACCGCCGUCCAAUACUUCGAGUCCCCGCCCUCAGGCACCAGCCACGACAAUGACCACGUGUUUUGGCUGCGCAAGUCUACAGUGGAAACAACUGAGGAUGUAGGAGAGUCUUUGCUGAACGGCAACAUGGGUUACCACCGAUACUCCUCGCAUCCCACCCAGCUCGGAAUGGGUCCUUGCGAAGAUCUCCAGGUGUCCGGAGAGGAAGUGGUGUUACGGCUGUCCGUUCCUACCGCCAUCAGGGUAACGUCACCCAACAGACAUGGGGAGAAGACACGACGAGGCAGCAGCCGCAAGAGCAGUGGCAAGACCAGCAACGUAAAGAAAGUCACGAUAAGUGCAGAAGAUGAGGAGCUGUGCGCCGACAUCGCCACUUGUGACACGCUUUUCCUCGACACCUCUGCUCAAGAAACCCCAGAGUUGCUGGCUGCCAGGAACCUAAAGGGCAAGGUGAAGAAGAAGAAGAAUGCCAAGGCCUCAAAAGAAAACAAGGAAGGAGUAAGGAAAAGCGAUGAUGUGGAUGAGAGAACCGCCUCUGAAGGAAUUCAUGGGAACAGCAAAUCAUCCUCUCUGGAGAAAGUGGAUCAAAAUGAUGAAGUCUCCGGGACCAUCCAACCGGACGUGAAAGUGAAAAAGAAAAUUAAAAUCGUCAUCGGAAAAAAGACAAGACCCAAAAUAAGCAAGAAAAUUAUAGUAGAGAAAGACACUUAACGAAAGCAUGUGCUAUGCUCAGCAUUCAUAGAAUACUUCCAAACGUUUGUGAUGGACAUUUACAUUUGCAGAUGUCUACCUACCCCUCCUUCCCCGCCCCGUGCACGCCGGGCAGGUGACGAUGCAGCUUCUGAGCGGCAGGUGCCUUAACCCGUCACCACGCCAGAUCCCGGCGGCAACUGCCGUCAAGUGUUCAAUGUAUACGUGACGCGACAGGUGAAUGUUGGCUGACAGAGUGGUGUGUUUAUACGCGAAGACCCCUCACUGAAAAAUAAAAUUACAUAAG